AUGACCCUCGUCUCGGAGACCGUCAACGUCAACGUCGAACAACAUUCGUACUCGCAGGUGCAUUGGCUUGAUUUCUCAGCAAUUCUCUGGCAACUCUCCGGCAUCAACGGCAUGAACUACUUUUCACCGCUCAUAUUUAAAUCACUAGGCGUAACAGGAACCGACACUGGUCUUUUCGCAACAGGAAUCUACGGCGUGGUGAAAUCUGUGUCUGCCACAAUUUCAAUGCUCUUCCUAGUCGACCGUAUCGGCCGCAAAACCCUCCUACUGAGCUCGUGCGGGAUCAUGAGCUUUUCGCUCUUCUUCGUCGGCGCCUAUGUCAAGAUCACGCAUCCGGACGGCUUCACGCAGCAGAUCAAUAGUGGUGCUAUCGCUGCUAUUGCAUUCAUAUAUAUCUAUUCCAUUGGCUAUGCUUCUGCCUUUGGCGGCAUCCCGUACAUCCUGUUAAGCGAAGCAGCGCCGUUAAAUGUGCGCACAGUCAGUGCGACGCUGGGGGCAUCGAUGCAGUGGGUCAUGAAUCUGGUCAUUACGAAGGCUACGCCAUACAUGAUUAGUAGCAUUGGGUAUGGCACGUUUUUUUUCUUUGGCUCCUGUGUCGUUUGUGGUUGGAUUUAUAUCUUCAUUUGGGCGCCGGAGACUAAGGGCGUGUCUCUAGAGCACAUGGCGGCGGCGUUUGGGCAUGAUGAUGUGGUUGCUAUUACGGAGAUAGCAGCAAAGGCAAAGAACGAGCAUUUUGCGCUCCCUAGGAUGUAA
This is a messenger RNA of Pseudogymnoascus verrucosus, 753 nucleotides long. RefSeq lists its product as uncharacterized. The record is from RefSeq and is a predicted model, not a curated record. Lineage: Eukaryota; Fungi; Ascomycota; Leotiomycetes; Thelebolales; Thelebolaceae. Gene Ontology annotation, molecular function: carbohydrate:proton symporter activity. Gene Ontology annotation, biological process: transmembrane transport; carbohydrate transport. The transcript has 2 exons. Bases 1 to 753 code for a protein of 250 amino acids. Gene Ontology annotation, cellular component: membrane.